Messenger RNA from Electrophorus electricus (electric eel), 7617 nucleotides. RefSeq names its product coiled-coil domain containing 30 (gene ccdc30). Lineage: Eukaryota; Metazoa; Chordata; Actinopteri; Gymnotiformes; Gymnotidae. The record is from RefSeq and is a predicted model, not a curated record.
UCCUCACGAAAUAUGUGGUAGGCCACCACGAGCAUUCUUCAAUGUUGACUGUUGUGCUCUAGCCUGGUAAUUAGAUAGCUAACUCUCCCCAAGUCUUCGUUAAAAGUUAGUUCUAUUGCUAGAUUGUUAUCAGUUGAUCUAUACGUGGCGGCGAUCGUGCGUCUAACACUUGGAAACUACGUGAAGUACUAAAUGGCUAAAAAGCUAACGAUGGCUAACUUUUCCUUGCAUACGCUGGCCAGAAGUGGCGAGCUGUAACAGGCAGCGAGCAGCUUAGCUAGCUAGGUACUGCAGACCCCAGUAACACGCUUGCCCACAUCGGCAGGUUCAGACAAACCCAUGUUUUUUUUUUUAAAUUAACACAUCCGUUAUAACAAUAGCAAUUGUCUUAAUAAGACAAUAUUAAGAGGCUGUGUUACGAAGAACGCUAUGCCAAAUCGUCGUUACUAUUGCACUGGUAGCAUCCCUUAAAGGACUCUGAAGGGUUUUCUGUGCCUUGAAAGAAAUAAUGAUUAGGAGCACAUAUGGCCAGGGCAUUUUGGUUAUCAAAUGUUGGGAAUGACGUGCUAAAGUUUAAUCAGCAAUGAGCUAACUAGCUAAUUUGCAAGUGAUGCAAGGACGCCUUUUCAUUUUCACUUGGCCAUGGAUCAAAGAGAGGAAAAAGAGGAGCUGCAGGAGUUGCUGGCACGCUUGCAGGGGGACGGCGUGGCCCCCGAGGCUUCGGCCGAGGAGCGGCAGCAGCACCUGUGGCGGCUCUUGCAGCGGAGUGAGGGCAGCCUGGCUGCGGGCGCCGAGGAGCUGCGGGUGCUGCGCUCGCAGCAGGCCAGCGAGAUGAAUGAGGUGGAGAAUUAUGUGGAGCACAUUCGGAACAUGCUGGAGGAGCGUGAGUGUCUGACGGCCGAAUACGAGCGGGACAACGAGCAGCUCCGUGCUGAGCUCACACAGAUGAAGCACCAGCAAGAGUGCCAGAGUAAGGAGGUGCUGGAGAUGCUGGAGCAGGAGGGCUUAGCUGAGAUCAUUCACAGCAGUGCCAGCGAGCAGGUGGCCUACCUGCUGGUGGAGAGAGUCACCCUGUUGGAGAGGCUGGAGGCCGCAGAAAGGAAGCUCGACACUCAGACUCUGACGGGCAACCUCAGGGAGGUCCACCUACAGGAAGAACUAGACCACAUCCGGCACACUUUGGAGGAGGAGAUUAGGCAGCAAAGGGAAACCAUGCAGCAGACCAAAGAGAGUGUGAACAAGGGACAGGAAUCUCCUGCUCAGAGCCCCUGGAGGAAGCUCUUUGGUGUACGCAGGGCUACGCAAAGGGAACAGAGUCUUGCUCCUCAGGCCCAAAGUGAGGAGCUGGAGCAAGAGCGCACAGAGAAGCGGACGCUGGAGAGGGACUUAGAGGAGGCGUCCAGCAGGCUCGCCAUGGCUCACAAGGAGAUUCGUAGCCUGACCGAUGAGCUUGAUGUGGUCCGGAAGACCCAGGCCGCCUGUGGGCCUGACCUGCAGACAACAGGAGAGGAAGUGGCACAGCUCAGACAGGAAGUAGAAAAGCUGAAACGGUGUGAUAUGGUGGAGCUACAGAGGGCCAAGGAACGCAAUGAAAGGCUUGACACAGAGAUUCGGGCCCUGAGGGACAGAGUUCGCUCCCUGGACGCUGAGAGGAAGACACUUUUGAAAAUGAUUGAAAAUUUUAAGAUACAUUCUAAUCAUGAAGGGACACUUACAACACAGCACAAUUCAGCUCAUUUCAUACAGGUUGAUGGAAAUGACAAUAAACCAGAGGUGUCGGAUAGAACUCUAAAUGAUGAACAAGAUCAGCUCCAUAAAAGGUGUCGGAGGGACUCGGAGGACAAAGACUGCCGUCUGCGGGAGCUGCAGAGGAGGCUACACAAGCAGCAGCAGGAGCAUGAGGAGCUGGUGGAGAGGAACGAGGAGCUGGAGGCGCUGCUGGGGGAGGCGCAGAACAAGGCCAAAGAGGAGCGAGAGCAGCAUGAGUGUGAAGUGGAGGGUUUGCACAGAAAGAUUAAAAAUCUGGAGCUGAACGAGAAGAGUGCUCAGAGACUGGCGGAGAACUGUGAUGGAAGCCAGCCUCAGAUGAAUGCUGGCGUUCAAGAGAGGCUGACCUUUCUUGAGAGUCGUCUUGCUGAGGAGAAGAAUUGGAGGAAAAAGUUAGAGGUGGAUUUAGCUGUGGCCCAGAGUUCCCUCAACAAAGAGAAGCAGGCUGUGCUCAGAGAGCAGGCGGAGCUGAUGAGGCUGCGCGUGGAGGUGCAGAGCUUGCAGGCCGCAUGCCAACAAGGGAAAUCCCUCAACAAGAGCCUCGCACAGGUUAAGGGCGAAAAGGGCAUUUUGGAGGAAAAGGUGGCCCAGUUGGAACGCGCUCGGAUACGACUCCAGGACGACCUGGCAGAGCAGACGGACAACAGCAGGGUGCAGGAGGACCUGAGAGAGAGCAGGCAGCAGGUGACGCAGCUUACGGCUCUUGUCCAGCAGCUGAGAUCAGAGCUGUCCACUCUGGAGAAAGAGCACAGUACUCUGAGAGACGAGCUGAUGGAGAAGAGCAGGGAAGCGAUGGAGCUGCAGGCGGAGCUGAGCGCCAGCGCCCGGGAGCUGCAGCGCAGAGCGCAGGACCAGCUGGACACCCACAACUCUGCUGGGCAGGAGAGAGCACCUGACCCUGAUCCCAGAUCUCCCACAGCGGAGCAGGACGGGCUCCAUCAGGCGGAGUGUGUAAGGACAGAGAUGAGUAAGCUCCACACCACCCUGGAGGAGGAGAGACAGCUGACCAGCCAGCACCAGCUGGCUCUGCAGGCCCAGAUCUGUGAGGCCCAGGCCAGGGCCAAGGCUCAAGACUUCAUCCUGCAGCAGAAGGGUGAGGAGCACAAACAGCUGAAGCAGGACCUGCAGAGGACGCAGCACCUUUUCACCUCAGCGGAGCGAGAGCUGCGCUACGAGCGAGAGAAAAACCUCGACCUUAAGAGACACAAUGCACUUUUAGAUCAAGAGAAGAUCAAGCUGUGUGCAGAGCUGAAGCAGUCUCAGGCCCGAGCGGCCCAGCUGGAGGCCAGCGCUGCUGGGCAGGCAGCUGAGGUGGAGCAGCUACAGCAGAGGGUCCGGGAGCUGGAGCUGGAGCUGGCCCGGAGCAGCCAGAGCGGCCAGACCUGCAGCAGCCUGAGGGAGGAGCUCAGCGCCGAGAGGGCCCGCGUCAUCUCCGCCGACAAGAAGGUGUUGGAACUGCAGCAGCAGUUGAAAAACACACUGCAUCAACUGCGCCUGGAAAAGGCCAGGGCAGGAGAGACCAGCAAGCUGGAGAGAGACACCAGAGACAUGUCGGACAACCUGUACACCCUCCGAGCCAAGCUGCAGGAGGAGCGGCUCCAGAGGAAGUUGGUGGAGCAGAGAGAUGAGGAGCUGGAGCAGCAGGUGGUCUCUCUACGCACCAAGGAGGCCACCCUUGCCCAUGCCAACUCCGAGCUCUCCCACCGCUCUCAGCAGCUGGAGACGCGUCUGGAGGUGCUGGAGAAUGAACUGAGCUCCGUCAGGGAGCAGCAGAGCCUCAGUCAGAGGAGCACCUACAAGCUGGAGGAGCAGCUCGUAGCCACACAACACGAGUCCGAGAAGCUGCAAGAGGAACUGCAGCAGGUCCUCCAGCAGCUCGACGGCAGCAUCAGAAGGUACAAUGAAAAACAAUGUCUGCACAAAACCAAACUGCGCAACGCAAAGCAGCUCUUCACGAAGGCCACCACCCAGCGAGACAUGAGGAUCCAGAAGCUGGAGAACGAUUUGGCACUGGCUACGAUCCUGCAAGAAAAAGAGAAGGACUGGAUCCGGACUGUGACUGAGGAGAACGAGCAGCUGUUGCUAGAGAGGCGGGAGCUGCUGGAGAGGAUCACUGAGGCUGAGGAGAUGGGCAGCAAUGGGAUGAGGACAGCUACUACCACACAGCAGAGGGUGAAGUUCCUGGAGAUGGAGAAUAAGCAGCUUCAGGAUAAAACUCUGAAGCUCGCCAAUCAAAUUGGAGUUUUAGAGCGUGCGCUGAGAAAUCUCCAGUCAGUGGGUUCGCCUGAGGACGUAAAGAAAAUCUUUCCUUCUGGAACCCAUCCUGACGGUCUAUUGCGGACAUCAACCACAAGUCCAAGUCCAGGGCUAUGCGACUCUUGGGGACUCUUGGACGUCAUCCGAAGGGUUAAAGUGGGCGAGCAUGCCAAGAGCCUGGAGUCGUCUCUCUCUCUGCUCAACCCUCAGCCUUCAGAGAUUGGCUACCUGAACGUGAACUCCCCCAUGGUUCCCAAUGUCACCCUGGAUCAGGAAGAGACUCACAGUGUGACAAGCGAGGACGCCUGAAUGACUAAACCGUCUUCACCUUUCAGAGGUUGCCAAUUGUCCUCAGACUUGCAGUUAAGGGCAAAGGUGUACAUACACCUGGGUUAAGUUAACUUAAACUUAACUUUUCACAACUCCACACAUUUUAUAUUAACAUACAUUUCCUUUAAGUCAGUUAGGUUAUGUACAUUAUAAUAAUAGCACUGUCACAAAAUAGGCAAGAGACAUAUUUAUUUCAGGUUUGAUUUACUUUAUCAGAUUUUCAGUGGGUAUUUCAGUGUAUGGAAAGUUUACAUACACUUUUUUUAGUAUUUGAUGGCAUUGCCUUUUAAUUGUUUACCAUGAAUCAAACACCCAUGCAAUUUUGCUGGUAUUUUUUCCCGUUCCUCCUGACAGAAAUGAUGUAACCUAGUCAAGUUUGUUGGUAUCCUUGUUGGACACACCUUUUGAGUUCAAUCCACAAAUUUUCUAUUGGAUUUUCUGUGGUUGAUGUCUCGAGGUGCUGCUUCACUACUUCACUACUUAUUCCUCCUUCAUCAUGAUGCCUUCUCAUUUUCUGAAGUCCACCAGUCUCUUUUCCAGCAAAACCCUCUGAAAACGUGAAGCUGCCACCUUCAUGCUGGUUGGGAUGGUGUUUUUUGGAUUAAAAGCUUCACUCUUUUAGUUCCAUACAUAGAUCAUUAUGGCUUUACAGUUCAGUUUUCUUAAAUUUGACCAGAAGCCACUCAUCCAACAGGAUAGGUCUUUAUGCUGUUGAUUGCCUGCAGACUUCACUCUGGCUUUUUUAAAAUGUUGGUCUUGAAGUGGCCUUUCAGGUCAUUGUGAUGCAGGACUCUCUUAAUGGUGGAUACAGAUACUUUGGUACAUGAUGCCUGCAACUCCAUUACCAGUUUAUUUUUUGUUGUCUUGGAGUUCAGUUAAACCUUUCAGACCAAAGUUCAUUUAUCCCGAGUUAAUUUGUGCCUAUGCUCAUGGUACAUUUUGGAGUUUUGAAAUUGCUCCUAAGGAGGAACCAGAAGGUCCUCAGUUGAGGAGGUCUCAAUUUUUUUUCUAAAGUUUUGGUUAGGUUGCUUGGAUUUUCCCAUGUUGUCAAAGGCAAAGAAGGCACUUAAAUAGAGCUGAACUAAAAUUAAAUUGUGAAUUAAAGCUGGAAUAAAUUCAUCUCUAAUUGAUGGUUUUAAAAAUACCUCUGAUAUGAACAAAGUGCUCCAAUUGACUUGCCAAAGGAAAUGGAUGGUAACAUGAAAUGGCCUUGUGAAAAACCAAGCCUUUGGCUUCAACUGUAUAGUCACUUAAUUCUGAGGAAAUAUUAAGUCACGCAGUCAACAUUGUAUGGGCUGACUAAAAAUGACCAAACUCACAAUGUUAGGGCUGGUUCAAGUAGUAGCUUCCUUGCUGUGGUUAUGGAGCAACAAGCCUUGAUUCUGGCAGUGACUUCUGGAUAUGCUAUGUAUUCGCCACUGAACUGAGGUGACUGAGUCUGAUUGUGCACUUUACUUCAGAAAAAUUUAUUUGCAGCUUCAAAUAUCUCCUUUUCAUACCAGCUCGGCAUAUGUUGAAAUGACAGAAUGUUUAAAACACUUUUUACCCCCCAAAACGGGAGAGCAGAUUUUUUGUUGUGAUAUUGUCUGGAGGUUAAUUGACAGCUAGAUUAUACAGACAGCUCUUCUAAGACAUGGUGUCCCUUGGAGCAUAAACACUCACCGUUUGACUGAGAAGUGUCACAUUUUUAAGGCGUGAUCUGUUUUUUUUUUGUUGUUUUUUUUACAUAGUGAACCUUAGUCGCCUAUAAUUUUACUCUCAGGGUAUUUAAUGCAAAAAUUUGCUUAUUGCCUUUGUUCCUAUUGAGAGAAAUCCAGUGCCCUCAGCUUUCAGUGUGGCCUGUAAUCCAGCUACGCAAACACCUUUGCCAUGCAGUUGUAUUUGUCCCUGAUCUCCUGGCUCUUGUCGUGUUCGUGCUGAAAAAGGUGAAAAAUAAAGCACUGAAGUGGGAAUCACGGAGUAUCGGGAUGGCACAGCUCCAGAUAUCUCUGCUCUCCUCUGCUGCUCUCUUCCCUAGUGACUGUGUGAAAUAGAGGACUAGGCAGUCUGGACUAAUGCCUGAAGGUGAGGAACACGAAAAUGCUUGAGGUUUUGAAUUAACAAGCAAUAUACUUCAUUGGACAUCAAAGCCAAAACAGAAAUUGCAGCAAAAGCAUUGCAUGUUCUGAUUCAAUAUUGACAAUCUAUAUGGGAGAAACGGUACAAAAUAAGAAUUAAGUGAAGCACUUUUAUUUUCUCAGAUUUUAUAGGUGGUACAUUGUGAUGAUGUUUACAGUUUAAAAAAAACAUAUCGCCUUUUGGUGAAUAUGUUUUAAAUAAAGACAUUUUUCCCAGAUCAUGUAUGGUUAUAGAUUGGAAUGCCACUAGAUUACAGAUGUAAUAAAAAUGGCUGGAAUGGUUGGUUUUAAAAUCCCAGGCCUUGGUUUUGGUUUGUGGGCUUGAUUACAACACUAGUGUAGUUCAGAAGUUGGGAAGUUCGUGCCACUGGAGGUGAAUGAUGCCUUUUUCUAAUUAGAAUUCACCCCAUUCAAAAUGGAUUAACAAUUGCAUAAGUUACUAUUUUAGACACUUUAUGAUGCAAACAUUUGGGGUAGCAGAUUGUUGUGAUGGUCAUCAUAGUAGUAUUCCUUAAUAAUUCAUUUUAUUUAAAAUCAGCUUGUUUCUGUUUAUAUAGUAUUGCCCUAAAGGGGGUAAUGACCAAAACAUGGUCUAUUGUAUGUGAUAAUUUGCAGUCUUAUUAAUAUCAACACCCUUAUAGUAUUGUCUGAUAUGUACAGAAUAAGAUCUGCAACCUGAACAAUGUUGGGUACUGUGUGUUUUUGUUUUUUGUUUUUUGGGGGGGGGGAAUUUUUUUUAUUGUGUGAUGUGUUUUGUGUAACCUUUCUUACCCAUAAUUUCCAUGUAUAGACAUUAGCUAGCCAGCAAGCAUUGUGCAUAUAUUUGAACUGCAACCACACUUGUGUAAAACCUUAGAUACUGAAAUCUUAGUCUCUAGGGUCUGUAAUUAAAAGCAUGUUUGACAUGGAUUAUAAUGACCACUAGUUUCUUAUGUAUACUAUUUACAAUGAACUACAGUAUAAAAUCAAUAACCUGCUUGUUAUGACUGAGUGGUGAUCCAAUUUAUUAUAUACUGCUGCUGUAUUUUUACACAAAAUAUUUAUAUAAGUACCAUGUGAAUACAUAACCUCAUGAAAAAUGAAACACUAGCAUGUAAUAAAUUUGCAAAAAUGUGCAUUUUUUUCUGAAUAAACAGCAUAGUUUCAA